Messenger RNA from Naegleria fowleri, 636 nucleotides. RefSeq lists its product as uncharacterized. Bases 1 to 636 code for a protein of 211 amino acids. The transcript is spliced from 2 exons. The record is from RefSeq and is a predicted model, not a curated record. Gene Ontology annotation, molecular function: lipid binding. NCBI's taxonomy places the organism in Eukaryota, Heterolobosea, Eutetramitea, Acrasida, Naegleriidae.
AUGAACAAGCAAGAAAUCAAACAAAAGUGGGAAAAGGCUCUCGCUCUCACCAAGACCUACACUCCAGACAAGUUCAAGUUUUAUGGCAUGAAUGAAAAAGUCUCGAUCAGCUCUGCGGAAGCUUCAGAAGGCACUGUGGUGAAGGGAGAGAUUAUUGUUGAACAGUGCAAGGCUAGAGAGUACAUGGAUGUAAUUUGUGCAACCGAUAUGCCAACAAGACUCAAGCUAGAUCCCAAGACAAAGGCUUUUUCUGAGUUGGAUACUUUUGAAGAUGGAGAUGGGCGUUGGUCCAUUCGGUAUUACCUUGUUGCUUCUCCAAGCAUGAUGGUCAGCGAUCGUGAUUUUCUCUAUUGUGAACGUGAAUUCCAAGAAGGCAACAAGCUCACCUUGUUAACCACCUCUAUUGAUGGCUCCUACACUUGUGAUAAGGCAUCUGGAGUGAGAGGAACAAACAUCUUUACCUUGUACGAACUCGUUGAAUUGGAGAAUGGAGAUUUGAGAGUCACUUUCAUGGGUCAGGCCAAUCCUAAUGGUUGGAUUCCAACUGCAGUCGCCAAUCAAGUCGUGUACGAACGUCCUUUGGUUGUUUCUGCUGCUGCCAAGAUUUUGAACAAGAACAUUAAGAGUGUCCAAUAA